AUGCCACCUGUUCCUAGCAAGAUGGUCCUCAUGCACAUUCUGGACAAUGUGUUUGUGCUCUCCCAAGAUCACCCAAUCCGUUUAUGUUUUUUGCAGCAGAGCAUUGAAUCUAUGGAGGAUUUUUUCAGUUUUCUUGAAGAUGGCAUUGAUGCCCUCACUUUUUCACCCACACCUGCUGACGAAGGCAACUUACUUCCACGACGGAUGCCCAUGAAGCUUGGACACUGUUGGCUUCUGCAGGCUUUCUUUGACUGGCAAGUAUUGCUUGAAUGGGAAAAGGGGAGUUUUUUGGAGAAUUCGGAACUUGCUGCAUUGACCAAAGCGGAUUUUACUUGUUACCGACGAUCUGCAAUCAAGAAAGCCUCAACUGCAUCCCUUAUGCCAUCAGCUUCUAUCCUUGGUUUCACCAGGAAGGGCCUUACACCACAGGAUGGGGAGGGUUGUUCUAAGCCCAUCAACUUCGCCAAGUCGCAUAGAAUCGAAAGCAAAAAUUCCUGUGUCUUAAAGGGUUUACCUGAUUCCACUCCUGACAACCUCAUUGGAGAAACUUCGCCAACCAAUAGUCAGGAUGAUGGGGAGCAAUUUCGUGAACGACAAGCUUUUACCAAAAUCAUGAUGAUGGGGAGCAAUCCUAUGGAUGCACUGUACGAAAAUUUCUGGGUUGUGAUAAACCAUGCAACAUGCAAUUUUCGGUGGAUAUCAGUGAUUGCAAGUGUGAUGAAAGCUUUGCCUGUACCGAAAGUGAUGCCAAGUAUGAUGAAAACCUUGUUUCUAUCGAAAAUCUAG
Molecule: messenger RNA, 786 nt
Organism: Phaeodactylum tricornutum CCAP 1055/1
Lineage: Eukaryota; Bacillariophyta; Bacillariophyceae; Surirellales; Neidiaceae
Exons: 2
Coding region: 1-786 (261 amino acids)
Source: RefSeq, a predicted model, not a curated record